Molecule: messenger RNA, 253 nt
Organism: Paralichthys olivaceus (Japanese flounder)
Lineage: Eukaryota; Metazoa; Chordata; Actinopteri; Pleuronectiformes; Paralichthyidae
Source: RefSeq, a predicted model, not a curated record
AUCUACGACACAGAGGGAACGUUACAGCACUUUAUCGAUGGUAACGAUCCCAGUAAAUCCAGCUGGAUGAGGUACAUCCGCUGUGCCCGACACUGUGGGGAGCAGAACAUGAUGGUCGUCCAGUACAGGUCGUGUAUCUUCUACAGAGCCUGUAUGGACAUCCCCAGAGGAACCGAGCUGCUGGUCUGGUACAACGACUCCUACACUUCCUUCUUCGGCAUCCCGCUGCAGUGCACGGCUCAGGACGAGAACU